This is a messenger RNA of Branchiostoma belcheri (Belcher's lancelet), 756 nucleotides long. RefSeq lists its product as uncharacterized. The transcript has a single exon. NCBI's taxonomy places the organism in Eukaryota, Metazoa, Chordata, Leptocardii, Amphioxiformes, Branchiostomatidae. Bases 1 to 591 code for a protein of 196 amino acids. The record is from RefSeq and is a predicted model, not a curated record.
AUGACACCUCCGGCAGACCACGCAGAGAAUGCCCAAGUUCCUGACAACCAGACGGAGACUUUCCGUUCUGAAGGCUGGAAGCGGUUCCGUGUCGAGCAGAAUUACACGGAAGGCGUCGACAGUACCACCGAGGUCCCAACCGUCCCACCUCAUGUAGUUGGUGACGAGGAGGGAGAAGAAGUGGGCCACGACUGGGGCUACACAACCGGAGAAAACCACUGCAACAACGUCCGAGUUCGUCGCCGCGUUUCCAAAGUCCCCUUCCCGGCGACAGGCGACAGCUCCGCCACUAAGGCGACUCAUCUGCAGCCCAAGCCGAACUCCUCACUUGACAAGAAAGUCAGUGGCGACGUCGACAGCAUGGGCACUGACCGCACUGGUGCUAUGGACAAUGUCUUCACGAGGAACUCUACAGACUUGAAUCUGUACUUGGAUGCCGUGCUGACAGACAUUAUGAAGAGCCACAAGAGAAAGCACUACCGUGGCCUGAAACGUUUCAAACGGAGCAAAGCCAUCGUCGUGCUGGCCGCAGUUGGUGUGCUGAUCGCUGGCUCUGUGGGACACGUCUACUUGCGACAAAUUGUACCGUGAACGGGGCCUUUAUACUUUGAUCCACGCUAUGCUUAUCUGAGUUCUGAUAUACUGCUGAUGAAAUCAUACCCCGCCAUAUCACCAAAGCACAGUAUCUACUUGGAUAAUUGGAUUUCGAAACCAAUAGCUUCAUACACAUUCAAACUUUGUUUAUUUUAUCCUUAA